Salvelinus fontinalis (brook trout) is the source of this 7519-nucleotide messenger RNA. RefSeq lists its product as uncharacterized. Gene Ontology annotation, biological process: tRNA aminoacylation for protein translation. The transcript has 4 exons. The record is from RefSeq and is a predicted model, not a curated record. Bases 267 to 5051 code for a protein of 1594 amino acids. NCBI's taxonomy places the organism in Eukaryota, Metazoa, Chordata, Actinopteri, Salmoniformes, Salmonidae. Gene Ontology annotation, molecular function: ATP binding; acyltransferase activity; hydrolase activity.
AGCACUUACCUUUUUCAGACUUCUGGGACUUUGUCAAAUUCUUCUAUUAACUGGGGCCUUACAACCCCCGGGGAAUUGGUCAAAGUAUAUAGUGAGUUUUGAGUUAAUAUCAUUGGAACUAGAAAUUCUUGUGACAAUAUUAUAGCCAACCCUUGAUUUGUGUAGUACAACAAAACUUGCUGUUCACUGACUAUCGCUGCAUCAUACGGAGCGUGCAUAUCUUGAAGUGUAUUCGGUAUUGAGGUUCCCCCUAUCAACAGUGCAGGAUGGCACUUCUCGAUUACCCUAUUCCAGAGCUAGAUGUCACCUUACAAGAGGCAAGCCGUGUGCUCCAGCUCACCCUGAGCCCCGAGCUCUACGCUGAAUUCAAAAACACCCUUAGCCAACAGAGGGAGGUCCUGCAGGAGGCCCAAAACUGCUUGGUGGCUGCCGCCUCUGGCCGAGAGAACUGGGUGACAGAGCAAUUCAAGAGCCAGCUGCUCUCAUGCACUGACCCACUGCCCACCUCGACAGCCAUCCCCGCUGUCCUGUCCCCCUCCAGAGCCAAGAAGGAGUGUGCCCAACUUGAGAGGGCUGCCGCUCUGCUCUGGGCUGUGGCCAAGAUGUAUAGUGAGCCUUUGCUGGUAGAGGGCGAGGGGCAAACUGAGCGCACACAGCAAUCAGAGGUGUUUGCUGCCAGCCGCAUUCCUGGGAAGACCCAAGAUGAGAUUAAAGUAUACCCAGACUGCCUCCAUGCCAUCGUGAUCUGUGCUGGAGAGGUAUUUUCAAUCAACAUACUGCAGCGUCUCAGCCCAGGUGGGCCUAUGUCCCCUUUACCGUUCCCUGACAUCUACAUCCAAAUGGCUCAUGUGAUGAGCCAACAUAGAGCUGCCAAGAACAAUGAGCCCUCUGCCAUCUGCGGCCUCUCUGCCCUGCAGCGGCAAGCCUGGAGUGCAGUGAGGGAGGAGAUCCUUAGAGCAGGUGGGGCAGCGGCCGCCUCACUGGGGUUGAUGGAGAGUGCUGUGGUGGCUCUCUCCCUGGAAGACUGCAAUCCACCAGCUGAUCUGGCAGACACCCUCAACGCUGUCAGACUGGGAGGAGGAGAUGGGCCCUGUCUGAGAUACUAUGACAAGGUGGUGAACCUGGUGGUAUUCAAAGACAGCACAGCAGGGAUGGCGUUCGAGCACAGUGCAGUGGAUGGAAUGGUGGCUGGGUUAGUGGCUGAGACUGUGUGGUAUCUCUCCGAGUCUCUUAAUGUGGACCUAGUCCAGACCAACACAGGAAGCAAUGGGUCAGCCUAUCUUAACAAGGCUGAUUCCUCCUCCCCAAGCCCCCUAGCAUUCCCACUACAGGGUAUAACUAAAACAGACCCCCCAAAGUCCUCCCCUAAAGCAAUUAAUCCCAUAAUCACGUUUGAGGUUCCCUCUUACCCAGAUGUCUUUGCUACCCUCCGGGGUCACAGGGGCCUGUAUGAUGCCUGGAUCAACUUUUCCUUGCAGCUCUCCCUAAGGCAGACUCUUGGGGAAUCUGCUGCCAGCCACAUUCUUGUAACCCCUACCCAUAUGCGUCACUACAAGCAUGGCCGCUGCGAUCAGACAUACUCCAUCACCAUGCAAUCCUGCCAGCUCAUUAGUGCUUUGGAAUCCUGCAUCGGACCAGAUAACAAUCCUCGAUACACGAACGAACUGCUCCGUCUGUUCCAUGUGGCUUUCCUGGAGCACAAGAACCUGAUCAAAGCCACUAAAAGUGGACAAGGUGUGGGCCCUCACCUCGCAGCCCUACGCUGGUCCAUGUCUGCAGACAACCCUCUCAAGAAGUUUCUUGACCCCUUUGGGUGCCCCUCCGUUUACCUUACUGGCAAGGAUUUGAUAGAGGGAGUGGAGCUUGCUGUAGGGAACGUGUACGCUAAAGACCAACUGGCUGUAUCCUACAUGGGGAGGAGAGACCGGGUCCGUAUGGUGCUCAAUGGGAGAGGCACCUUUGCCACAGUGUUGGAGAAGCUUCAAGAUAGCCUGAAAGUAAAUCUGAAGCUGGUGAUGCUUCUCGCUGUCAGAUAUGCUGUAGCCGGACAAAUGGGAGCAAUGGAGUGUCUGCUGCAAGAAGGACAAGUAGGAAGAAGGAAUGGAUCCACCCAAGGGGAAAUUGACAAAAGUAUCAGUCCAGCAGGCCAAAAACAAGGCAAGACAAUGUCCAAGCCAACACUUCCCUCUGAUUCUGCCUCCAACAUGAGUCCAGACUUUACUCUGGUGAUCCAUGGUGGAGCUGGGGAGGAGAUGAUGCUAAAUACAAAGGUGGUAGACGUCAUUGAAUUUGCUCUGCAGACAGCCCUGACCCUCGGAGCACAAGUGCUACAACAAGGAGGCAGUAGUCUUGACGCAGUGCAGCGGAGUGUGCAAGCUCUUGAGGACUGCUUUCUGUUCAACGCCGGGAAGGGAUCAGUUUUCAACAAAGAUGGGAAAAAUGAGAUGGAGGCGACCAUAGUAGAUGGAAAUGGGAUGAACUCUGGGUCGGUGGCUUGUGUGACUAGUGUGAAGAACCCAGUGAAAGCAGCAAGACAGGUCAUGGAGAAGAGUGCACACUCACUCUUAGUAGGGGAAGGCGCAGAAGAGUUUCUGCAAGGCUUAGAAGAGAGUGAGAAGCCUAUGAGGGCGGAGUACUUCCAAACUGAUGUCCGUCGCAGAGAGCUGAUCGCAAAACUCAGCGCUGGCAACGCCUCCAAGAACAACCAUCCACAGACGGUGGGAGCUGUUGCUUUGGAUCGGUGGUGUAGGUUAGCUGCUGCAACGUCCACAGGUGGGUUGGUGGGAAAAUGGAAGGGUCGAGUUGGGGACACAGCAGUAGUGGGAGCAGGUAUAUUUGCUGAUGACAAGCUUGCUGUAACCUGCUCUGGUGAUGGAGAUGUGUUUCUAAGGUACACAGUUGCACAAAAAGUGGCCAGUCUCUACCAUCAUAAAGGCUACAGCCUCAGGGCAGCAUGUCGAGAAGUCAUGUCUGAGAACUUGAAGGGCAGCUGUGCUGGAAUCAUUGCUGUAGACGCCAAAGGCGAUGCUGUUAUUGAAACCAAUGCUGGGGUGUUGUUUGUAGCCUCCAUGGUUGGUGGCAUUGCACGUGUCGAAGUCCUGAGACCCAUGAAGAGUUAUUCCAAUGUGAUCUGGGAGACUGACAAACUAGUUGCUCACCUACACUCACACCCUUGGACACCAGGUGCCACCAUCCUUACCCAAAAGACUCUGAGUGGACCGAGCAGCAUCUUUCAGUUGGCUGUACCAGAUUUCUUAGAACUGUUGCAAGGAGCAAGGGCUGUUUCAAACCUGCUAUGCGAACGACUGGGGGUACAGCGUUGCGCCCUAGUAUUUAACCCACAUCCCGAGACCCAGGCCCAUAUCCGAGUGCUACCACUUCAUGGCCUGGAAACCAACUGGUGCCCCCAUCUGACCGGGGAGGAGGACUUUCAGCCCUAUGACCCAGGUUACUGCAGCUCAAAGAGUGGCCCACGCUGCGAAGACGCAGAUCUGGAUCAGGUUCAGGCCAAGAUUCGGGACAAGCUGCCAACACCUAACGCACCAUUGUGUUAUGACUUCUUAGGAAAUCCCUCCCACAAUGGACUGUUCUGCCGUAUCGUCCGUGGGGAGGAGCAACAUUGGCGGGUGUGGGAGGACAGUGAUCAUGUGGCUUUCCUCACUCCCUACCCUAAUACACCUGGACUCACAGUUCUAGUGCCACGUAAACCACUGUCAAGCAACAUUUUCUGUCUGGAAGAGACUGAUUACACAUCACUGAUCCUGGCCACUCGUAAGGUAGCUGGACUGCUGGAGGAAGGAAUGCAUGCUCGAGGUGUUGCACUCAUCUUUGAGGGCUUUGAGAUUGAUUAUGCCUAUGUCAAGCUGAUACCUCUGGUUCCUCCACGUGGUGACAAGCCUGCUGAGGUGUUCCCAGAGUACUUCCAAAGCUACCCCGGGUAUGUCUCAUCUGUCGAUGGCCCUCCCGCCAGCCCUGAAUCUCUAAAGGAAAUCCACACCAAAAUCACACUUUGCAGGCCUCCUCGUUCCUGGGAGGACCCACAGAGCCACUCCAUGUUAGCCAUCAAGAGCCAGUGGUACCGCAAUCUCUUUCAAAUUCAAAAUACCCUCUUCCACAGCACAGUGGAGUACUUCAACAACACCUGUCAGUACGCGUACGCCCUGACUCCUCUCACCACUGACACAAUCUCCUCUCCGAUGGGCCUGGGAUCAGACUCCGAGCCCGUUUCCGUCAACUUGCUGGGGCAGGAUGUGUACUUGGCUGACUCCAUGCAAUUUGUGCUGGAGUAUUUCUUGCGAUUCCAAGAGAACUUGUCGGGGGCAUACUAUAUAUCGGCAAGUUUUCGGGGAGAAGAUCCAGAUGCCACGCAUCUUAACCAGUUCUACCAUGUUGAGUGUGAGCUCCUGGGCGACAUGGAUACUGCCAUGCACAUAGCUGAGGGAUACUUGGCUCAUCUCACCAAUGCAAUGCUGAAAAAACACUCCAACAUCAUCCUGAACUCUGCUGGGACCCUUUCACAUGUCCAGGACUUACUGGAGAAGUUGGAAGGAGGAACCGCUCUCCCAAGAGUCACUCUGGACAAGGCCAUCCCUAUGAUGCCCUCGCCAGACUGCUUUGAGUGGGUACAGGACGGCCAGCCCCAGUUUGGCAGGAAGUUAACCCGCAAAGGAGAAAAGGUUUUGAUUGAGAAGUACGGAGGUGCUGUUUGGCUGACAGAGAUGGACCACCUGGGAGUGCCUUUCUACCAAGCAUAUGUGGAGGGCUCUGGCAGACGCAAGGCAAAAGCAUCGGACCUCCUCUUGGGAUUGGGAGAGACUCUGGGUCUUGGGGAGCGUCACUCCAACCCCGAGAUGGUGCAAGAAGCCCUCAGACAUCACGUUGUCCCAGAGGAAUCCUACAAGUGGUACAUCAUCAUGCGGCAGGUCAUUCCUCUACUCACCAGUGGGUGGGGCAUGGGCACAGAGCGCUAUUUGUGUUGGCUGCUUCAGCAUAAUGACGUCAGAGACAUACAUAUUAUACCCCGUAUGAAGGCCAGGAAAUACAUGCCUUGACAUAUCCCUAACCCAUUAGUUACUCAAAGACUGAUGAAAAAGUUCCGCUAACUGUCAGCUCUUUCAUUGAACGUCCUAAGGGAUGCAUAGAAAGCGAGACAACAUAUCUAUAAAACUCUGAGUAUAGUAUACUAUAACAUUAGGAACAAGAGAUGAGUUGCAGUUAUGAUAGAGCAGUGAUUGUGUGUUGAAAAUGUGCUGAUCGGUUUUUCUUUAUUUUUACUAUUUUCUACAUUGUAUCUUGUAGUAACCAAAAGUGUUAAACAAAUCAAAAUAUAUUUUUAUAUUUGAGAUUCUUCAAAGUAGCCACCCUUUGCCUUGAUGCCAGCUUUACACACUCUUGGCAUUCUUUCAACCAGCUUCAUGAGGUAUUCACCUGGAAUGGAUUUCAAUAACAGGUGUGCCUUGUUAAAAGUACAUUUGUGGAAUUGCUUUCAUUCUUAAUGCGUUUGAGACAAUCAGUUGUGUUGUGACAGGAUAGGAGUGGUAUACAGAAGAUAGCCCUAUUUGGUAAAAUACCAAGUCCAUAUUAUGGCAAGAACAGCUCAAAUAAGCGAAGAAAAAUGACAUUCCAUCAUUACUUUAAGACAUGAAGGUCAGUCAAUUAGGAACAUUUCAAGAACUUUGAAAGUUUCUUCAAGUGCAGUCGCAAAAACCAUCAAGCGCUAUGAUGAAACUGGCUCUCAUGAGGACCGCCACAGGAAAUUAAGACCCAGAGUUUGUCACUCCCUGAUCUGUUUCACCUGUUUCUGUGUCUCAACCCCCUCUAGGUGUCACUUAUUUUCUCCAGUAUAUUUAUCCCUGUAUUUCCUGUCUCUUCGUCUUGUAUGUUAGUCAAGUCAACCAGCAUGUUUUUCUUGCCUGCCCUUCAGUACCUUUUGGACUCUGAACUGGUUUUGACCCUUUUGCCUGUCCACGACCAUUCUCUUGCCUUACAAUAUUAUUUAAUCCAAUAGGGUAAGACUCCAACCAUCUGCCUACUGUGUCUGCAUCUGGGUCUCGCCUUGUAUCAUGAUAGUUACCUCUGCUGCAGAGGACAAGUUCAUUAGAGUUACCAGCCUCAAAUGUCAUCCCAGAUAAAUGCUUCAGUGUUCAAGUAACAGACACAUCUCAACAUCAACUGUUCAGAAGAGAAUGUGUGAAUCAGGCCUUCAUGGUUGAAUUGCUGCAAAGAAACUACUAAAGGACACCAAUAAUAAGAAGAGACUUGCUUGGGCCAAGAAACAAGAGCACUGGACAUUUGAUCGGUGGAAAUCUGUCCUUGGUCUGAUGAGUACAAAUUUGAGAUUUUUGGUUCCAAUCACCGUGCUUUGUGAGUCGCAUAGUUGGUGAGCGAAUGAUCUCUGCAUGUGUGGUUCCCACCGUGAAGCAUAGAGGAGGAGGUGUGGGGGUGCAUUGCUGCUAACACUGUCAGUGAUGUAUUUAGAAUUCAAGGCACACUUAACCAGCAUGGCUAUCACAGCAUUAUGCAGCGAUACACCAUCCCAUCUGGUUUGCGCUUAGUGGGACGAUCAUUUGUUUUUCAACAGGACAAUGACCCAACACACCUCCAGGCUGUGUAAGGGCUAUUUGACCAAGAAGGAGAGUGAUGGAAUGCUGCAUCAGAUGACCUGGCCUCAACAAUCACCUGACCUCAACCCAAUUGAGAUGGUUUGGGAUCAGUUGGACUGCAGAGUGAAGGAAAAGCAGCCAACAAGUGCUCAGCACAUGUGGCAACUCCUUCAAGAUUGUUUAGAAAAGCAUUCCAGGUGAAGCUGGUUGAGAGAAUGCCAAAAGUGUGCAAAGCGGUCAUCAAGGCAAAAAUAUAUUUUGAUUUGUUUAACACUUUUUUGGUUAUUACAUAGUUUGUCAUCACUAUUAUUCUACGAUGUAGAAAAUAGUAAAAAUAAAAACCCUUGAAUGAGUAGGUAUGUGGAAACCUUUGACUGGUACUGUAUAGACAAGCCAAUUGUACCAAAUAAUGUUUUUUCCAAAGCAAGAUUUUGUUACAUGUAGAAACAGCGGUCUGUUUGUAAUUCUGUAAAGUAUGUCUGUAAAUCCUUCUAUGUAAAACCCUUAAUCAUUCUCUGUACUUGUUACAAAAUAUCUGGUUAAAUGAGGAAUAACUUGGUUCAAUUCACACAAAAGAAUUACCGUUAAACAGGCAUGUCAACUGUCUAAACAAGUGAGAGAAGAUAUUUGUUAACAUAACACAUUGGUCAAGGUGGACACUUCCCUGCCCUAUUUAACGGAACGGAUGUUUUGCGUAUGAUUAUAAAAACACUUGAGAAUACCAUACUUGUGUGAAUUUUCAAAUAUUGAUUAUUAUGAGGUGAAUUGUUGCGUUUGUUUUAUUUGUAUGAUCCUUUCAAUUGUUUCCUCUAUUACCAAGGCCUCUUAUAAACGCUGUCUUCGUCAGCCAUCAAACAAUGUAAAUCUCUUGUACUUUGUGGUAUUUUUAACAUUCAAAUUAAAUUGUUGCUGGGUCA